Messenger RNA from Malania oleifera, 1536 nucleotides. Its product is annotated as probable microtubule-binding protein TANGLED. Gene Ontology annotation, molecular function: microtubule binding. NCBI's taxonomy places the organism in Eukaryota, Viridiplantae, Streptophyta, Magnoliopsida, Santalales, Ximeniaceae. The transcript has 4 exons. The coding region runs from base 205 to 1278 and encodes 357 amino acids. Gene Ontology annotation, biological process: regulation of phragmoplast microtubule organization. The record is from RefSeq and is a predicted model, not a curated record.
GCUCAAAGAUGUUUAAAAACUCAAGUAGCCGUUUUCCUUUGCCACGUCAGAUGGAUUCGACCGUUGAACAAAAAGACCCGUUGCGAAAAUCGGCUUGUUGAAGCUCCGCCACUUCGGAGACAAGGUGGGGAGAGAGAGAGAGAGAGAGGGAGGAGCGCAAAACCUUUGAAACCCUUUUUGGUUUUCUUCUCAUUCUGAAAAAAAAUGGUUGCGAGAACCCCACCAAAGCUGAAGAAGAUGGCAGCGCCUCUCAAUCCGGUCCUACUCAGGGAAACGGUGCAGAAGAUGGAUCGAUGCAUGGCUCGACUGCAAGAGCUUCAGUUCACAGUGACAGGUGGGACUAAGGUGAUCUCUGGGGUGAGUCUCAGCCCACGGAGUACCAGAGGUUACUUGAGAACUAGCCUCAGAUGCAAGCAAGAAUCAUUGAGGAUCAAAAGUGUCGCUCCCAAGAAAUCUCCAACAGCGAAGUUUCCAGCAAAUGCAGGAGAGGAAUGGCGCCGGAUGUCGCUGCCGGCGAUGCUCGUCGGAGAAACGGUCGGGGAAAUUCUGCAAGCGAGUCAAUUCGCAAGAGAAAUAGUGGCAUCGGCGAUCACAAGAUCCAAGAGAACUGCCUCCGACGAUCCAAAAACUCCGGUGACCCACUAUAGAAAACAGAGACCGAACCCAGAAAACACUGAACUUCGCUCUCGCCGGAGGAGGGAGAAACAAAUGACAUUACAGUCAAUCCGAUCAGAAGCAGACCCUCCAUCGCUAGUACGCGCUCGAUCCCGUAUCAAUUUCAAGCCACCUCCACCUCCUCCGAAGAGAAGAGAAAACGAGAAAGAAAACCAUGUAUUUCCGGCGAACAGAGUGUCCCCCAAACACCGGCCAUGGGCGAAGAAGACGAUUCUGUUUCCAAACCCAUUAUUCCAUUCCGCAGAUCCUUCAGCUCAGCCCAAGUUCAGUAAAACCAGGUCGCCGGUGAUCGGAAGAAAUCGGCAAACUCCGCACAAGUUCUUGGUGAAGUCCCCUGUUUCUCCUUCGAAAUUUCGAGUGAAGAUCAAAAGCCCACCACCCAUUUCGAUUUCUCCCACGAGAUCCACAAAUUUGGGCAGGAACUCUCCAAAGGUAUCGACUGCUUCGAAACUGCGCCGAUCAUUUUCACCGUCGAGGCUGGCAAAUCGACUGGUGUCUCCAUUGAGAAGCAGAAGAGGUGUGCAGAAGAGUGAUGGGGUGAUGAGUGGAAUGAAGCAGCGUCCAAUCUCUAUGCCAUUGCAAAUCUCAAAACAGAGAAUAUGAGAAGGAAGAGAGAGCCCUUGGGUUGGGAAGAUGAUCUGUCUGAAAAUUGGGAGUGCGGAUAUUGUGAUAUUUCCUCAAUGUCAAUAGCUGAUGAGUUUGUUUUUCCUGGAGUGCUGUAAUUUAUGCGUGUGUGAGUGUGUUUUUGUUCUUUUAUUGUUAUUUUUUUUGCCUCUGGUGUACAAGUUUGUAGGCAUUUCAACAAUAACAUAUGGAUUCUUUCGUGUACUAAGAUUUUUAAGUAUUAUGUUUUUGGGAAAA